AUGUCUGAGGGGACAUACCAGCAGCUCUGGGUUUCCACGCAUCAGACACUACAAGAGUUGUUAUUCCAGGAGCAGUUCCCGCCAGACCCAGUGCCUGACCGAGAGCGAGGCUCCUUCAUCUAUAGGCUCUCAUCACUCUUUCUGCACUACCUGGGGAUGAUGCGGCAGCUAGACGUCAUCUAUGACCAGAUGGUGCAACCCCAGAAGCGGCAACUGGUCCGCCGCCUGUUGGACGGGGUGGCCGGUCGGAUCCUGGAACUCAAGGAGGAGCUGGUGCAAGUCGAUCUAUCUGAGUACCACUGCCUGGACCAUGUGCUUCAGGACCUAAAACUCACACCGGCUGACCUAGAAGUCCCAAUUCCCAAAUACUUCAUGUUGGAACAGAGGAAAGUGCUCCAGGACCGGGAGGAAAUGAUGGCAGAGAUCCUGGAGAAAAUUGGGCGAAAGGACGCCAAGGCUGAUGGUGUAAUUUUACGCCAGUCGGAUGCAAUUAUGUUGAUCCAACGUGCUGAGCGAGCCAGGCAGGGCCGGCUGCGGGCCAAGUUUAUGCGAGAGAUUCGAAAGGAUGAGGAAUUUGAAGGAAGGGUGCGGGAAAACAAGUGGUUUGAGUCCAAUAAAGAUCGGGCAGCUCUUAUCAUCCAAAAGCUUUGGAGAGGUUACCUUCAGCGGAAGCGCACUCGACAGGAGAGGCUGUUAGAAAUGGAAUUCAUUGGCAUGAUACCUUCUUCCAAAGAAGCUGACUACUUGGCAACUGUGAAACGGGCCCAAAACGGGGAGGAACUGCGCAGACAGCGCCAGAAAGAGAAAGAGCUGGAGUACAAGGAGGCAAUGGUUGAACUUCAGAAACAUCUGAAGGACAAAGAAGGGCCCGAUAUACAGGAGGAGAUGAAGGAACAGAUUCGGCAGUGGUUCAUUGAGUGCCAUGACCUCACUGGCCAGUUCCCUGAAUUUCCAGAUGAAGAGAUAGGUGGCUCUCAAGUAAUCUUUUCAGACAAGACCCCGCAACAGGUGAAAACAGAAAUGGACUUAAUGGAAGAAGAUACUCCCAAAAAGAAGGGGAAAGAAAAACCAAAGGAAAAGGAAAAAAAGAAAAAGGAGAAGAAAGGGAAGAAUGAAAAGCCUAGGAAGGGGGAGGAAGAAACUAUGCUGAAAAUGGCACCAUCCAAAUUUGUGCCAAUUAUUAAUGAAGGGCAUGAGGAGUACCAGAUUAUGUGGGAGGCUCAGGAAGUGCCCAUGCACCCAGACCAGAGUUUCGACGCUGAGAUGAUUCGGGAGCAGAAGAGGAAGGAGGUGGAAGCAGAGAUCCGCAUCCAGGUGGACAAGCUGAUGCGCCAGGAGCUGCAGAGCCUCCGCCUGGCCGUAGAUAGGGAAGAAACAAGACCAGUCAAAGCGAAGUCCAAAGCCUCCAAGAAAGGGAAGAAAGGCAAGAAGAAGGACAAAGAUCUGACCCCGAACAGAACCGUGGCCUCUCUGUAUGAAGAACUCGUGGAAGAGGGCUUGAUCAAGAAGAGCGAAUAUGUGAGACUGUCUGAUUACAUUGGUGACUACUUAUAUCUUGGGUCUGCUUUGAAACUGGGAAACAGGGAGCCAAUGCCAUCCCUAUUCGACUUGAGGCAGAAUGUAAUUCUGUAUGGGGUCCUGCGGCUUGGAUCUGCUGACAUACAUACCAUGGCUCCCCAUGUCCGAUCCAUUCUCCUCGCUGGCCCUGCUGGUACGGGAAAGAAGAUGUUAGUCAAUGCGGUUUGUACUGAGACUGGGGCUAACCUGUUUGACCUGUCCCCGGAAAACCUGGAAGGAAAAUAUCCGGGCAAGGCAGGGCUGCAGAUGAUGAUACACAUGGUCUUCAAGGUGGCUCGACUCCUACAGCCUUCUGUGAUCUGGAUUGGGAAUGCUGAAAAGACAUUUUAUAAGAAGGUCCCAAAAGAGGAAAGGGAGAUGGACCCCAAACGAGUAAAGAAGGACCUGGCAAAAGCCGUGCGCCUGCUUCGUCCCGGUGACCGAGUGAUGCUGAUUGGAACGUCGGACCAGCCGCAGAUCGCCGACAUCAAGGGGCUGUGCAAAACGUACGAGAGGAUCCUGAUGGUGCCCCAGCCGGAUUAUGCCACUCGAUACGUCCUCUGGAAGCAUUUGAUUGGGCAGUAUGGGAAGUCUUUACUGAGCCACGUGGAUAUCAGUGGACUGACCAAGGUCUCAGAUGGCUACACCCCUGGGGACAUAACUUUAGCUGUCCAUUCCGUGAUGACUGAGAGGCGGAAGAUCCAGCUGAUCAAGCGGCCUCUCACACCCUAUGAGUUUCUGGAAUUUCUGGCCAAGAUGGACCCAGUAUAUGAGGAGGAGGAGGUGUCACUGAAGGAUUGGUACUUUAAGACUCCUCUGGGGAAGAGGAAUGUGAAAGCUGCUGAGGAUCGAGCAGAGGAGGAAGCAGCAAGAUUGGCAAAAGAGAAAAAGAAGAAGAAAUUAUGA
This is a messenger RNA of Trichosurus vulpecula (common brushtail), 2463 nucleotides long. RefSeq names its product IQ motif containing with AAA domain 1 like (gene DRC11L). Gene Ontology annotation, molecular function: ATP binding; protein binding; ATP hydrolysis activity. The coding region runs from base 1 to 2463 and encodes 820 amino acids. NCBI's taxonomy places the organism in Eukaryota, Metazoa, Chordata, Mammalia, Diprotodontia, Phalangeridae. The record is from RefSeq and is a predicted model, not a curated record. The transcript is spliced from 19 exons.